AGUUUAUGGUAGUUAGGCAAAACUAAACCGGAUAUAGCAUUUUAUGAUUGAAAGAAUGUUCCAUUUUAGAAAAAAAAUAUUAGUAGAUGCUACAGAACGCAUAUGCAGAUAGUUUGAUAUUUUAAACUUAUACAUCAAAACAACAAAGAAAAUAGCCAUAUUGAAAACAGGCUUUUACUUAAAACUUACUUAGUCGUUUAAAACUACUUAAUUGUUUUACUUUGAAACCCGUACCGGAAUUUAUUUUGUCCUAUUGUGACAGACUUGACACACGGAUCUUCGCACUAGCUUUGGUCUGACGGUUAGUAAUAUGAAAAUGUCACUGAAAAUUUCAUGACAGAAGUUACAUGACAGAAAGUAUUUGGACGUAUUGGUAAUCUGUCAGACUACAUUUUAGGACGACGUAAUGCUACCGCCUGUUUGAGACCUGUACAAACUGCAUUAGCUAGUUGGCGCUGACAAGCUAACUAAAAACAAAUAACAUAACAACAAAUAUCAUCAAAACAACCACAAAACUUUUCUCUCUUGUCAUGGAUGAGGAUUUCCUGCUCGCUAUUCGGCUGCAGGAGCAGUUUGAUCAGGAAUACCAGGCUUUAUUAUCUUCAUCAAGUGGUACUGUAGAUGAUAGUUUCGGGCAGAGCAGUAAGAAACGGAGAGUGGAGGUAGCUGGAGGUGGUAGCGGUGUUGUUCCCUACUGGAAACCGAAUCCCCAGCUUGAGAGGCCAAUGUCCAUUGUGGACGAGUCCUGGGAGAUGCUUGACCCUAACCCCGACGUCAGGGCUAUGUUUCUGGAGUUCAAUGACAUGUUCUUCUGGGGUAAACUUAGCGGUGUGGAGGUGAAGUGGAGCUCGAGAAUGACGUUGUGUGCUGGAGUUUGUUCUUAUGAGGGUCGAGGUGGACUGUGUUCAAUCAGGCUGAGUGAGCCUCUGCUGAAGCUUAGACCCAGAAAAGACCUGGUAGAGACCCUUCUCCAUGAAAUGAUUCACGCGCUCCUGUUUGUGACACAAAAUAACCGGGACAGAGAUGGCCACGGACCUGAGUUCUGCAAACACAUGAACCGGAUCAACAAAGCCAGUGGGACCAAGAUCACUAUCUACCACAGCUUCCACGAUGAGGUUGAUGUGUACCGGCAGCACUGGUGGCGGUGUGAUGGGCCCUGCCAGAAGCGUAAACCCUACUUUGGCUACGUGAAGAGGGCCAUGAAUAGAGCUCCUUCUUCUCUGGACCCUUGGUGGGAGGAUCACCAGAGAACAUGUGGUGGCACAUACACCAAAAUCAAGGAGCCUGAAGGAUAUGGCAAAAAAUGCAAAAAAAACAGCAAGACCUCAGAGAAGAAGGCCACAGGAAGUGGCAAGCCUUCAAGUACGACUACAGGUUCUGGAUCACAGGAUAUAAGGAACAUCAUCCCAUUUAGUGGGAAAGGCUUCAUCCUUGGGGGGAAGUCUCAGGACUCAACGUCUUCCUUGCCAUCUCCCAGGCCACCUCCCAGGCCACCACUUCCUGUUGUGAAAACACCAUUGUCCAACCCUGUCCCCUCCCCAAAGAAGUUCUUCACGCCAUCGUCCCCGACUAAAAGUGUCUCCUCUCCUGUUCACUCUAACAAGACCAAUGGGAUUUCCAACACUUUUACCUCAGUCAGACCAUCCACUUCCAUGGGGAAAAAGCCACCUGUAAAGAGGUCUGUCGGCAACGCGAGCCACUUUGUCAACAUAAACGGUUCACCAGUGAAAAUGCCAAAAUCCCAGAGCAGUAGUAGCAGCCAAGGAGGAGAUAAGAUCAAACAGAGUUCCAUUGACGACCUUUUUAAUAGCACAAGCCUCAGGAAGUCAGAGACCAAAAGAGACUCACUGAUAUCACCAAAGUCUUCCACAAAUGCUGCUUCUGCCUCCUCUAUAUUUCAAAAACAACAAAAUAAUCAUUUGACUUCCUCUCCCAGCACGCCCAGUCCCAGCCCUGACAUAACAAACCAUUCCAAGGUCUCAUCUGUAGUUACAACCGGAUCCCAGGGUAGCACUUCAAGACCUGUACAGUCCAAGUAUUUUACUAAUUCUGACAGUGACAGCACAUCAGCGGCUGUGGGUAGGAAUCAGACGCCAAGACAGAGGGCGUGGGAUGACCGCAGCAGCUCUGCCAGCAUCUUUGACUUCUUCCAGAAGACCUUAGGCAGCGAUUCAGCAACAUCGAAGGAAUCAAUUAAGGCAAAAUCACCAGAAGUGCUGCAGAGAACUACCAGUGCCACCACCACACCCUCCUCUUCUGCUUCUCUGCAGUCCUCAGCAGGACUGCACAGUGUUGCCUCCUCUUCUUCAUCCUCCUCCUCCUUUGCAGUGAUGGUCUGUUGUCCAGUGUGCCAAGCAAAGAUCCAGGAGUCAAAGAUCAAUGAGCAUCUUGAUUCCUGCCUCUCUUGAAUAAGGAGGUGAUAACUUUUAGAAAGUCAGAAUAAGUUUGAUGUUGCACUAAAACUUCUUAACUUUGGAUGUUCAAUAAAAUUUUAUCCUUGUUUGUUCAGUAAGACGUGGCAUAGUGAUUUUAAUGAUUUUUUUCUUUCUAUCACACUAUGAUUACUUCUGCGAUUUCACUGCAUGACUUUAUGUCUGCUGUAACAAAAUUCCUCACUGAACUGGACUGCAUUAGAAAACUAUGACAGCAGUGUUUUGCGGAAGAACGUCAGUGUGAUAUUACCGGUUAUGGUUUGAAUUCAGAAACCGUUUUGUCUUAGCCUGCAAAACCUAUUUUUGUCUCCUCUGGAAGUGGAUAUUAUUGAUUUGUGGUUCCUGCAGUGGGAUGUACCCCCACCCCCCAAACCUCAGGUCUGCAUCUGCUGCCCUUCAGACAACAGGAGACGCCGUCUGUUCUCUGCUGAUCUGAUCUGUAGGAGUCAGGUUUCGCACUUACUAGCUAUUUAUUUCUGCAGGUCAUCACAUUUGCACUGCACCCAGCCUUCGGGGUCAGGUGGUGCAAGGACAUUUGAAUUUACUCAGUAAAACACUUCACCAGUGAUAUCCUCAGUACAAGAAAUACUUGGAUGACUAAAACAUUACAGAUUUCUACCUGAAUAUUUUAUUCAUCUGUUUGGGUUUUAAUUGCCAAGUAAAAUAUUUUUAUUGGUCUGUUUGACUGAAUAUUUCAGUGUGGAGUGAAUUCAAUGCCAGUAUUCAACGGUUGUCUUGUGUAAUGAUUAAAUAUCCAGAAGAAAGUGGUCAAAAUCUAAACUUUGUACCCUUUGAGCUAAAUGCUUAUCAGGAAUAUUCUGUGCUUUUAGCACUGUGCUAACAUAUACUGAUUAGCAGUAAACAAUACAGAUGAGAUGUGAUGUAUUAUUUGCUUGAUGAUCAAGUGAUGAGAAGACUAGAUUAGUGUCUAGACUUAAGCCUGUAUUUGGACAUUGACUAUAAAAUGCAGUCAAUUUCUUUAUGAAUUUUCAAGAUUUUUCAGUGAAAACAAGAAAAGAAAAGUUUAAUCAUGUUAAGGUAGCAGAAACAUAAACCAAACCUUACAGGCUUCCCCACAGAAACCACUGAAGACCAAUUUAUGUGUCAACAAGUCAAUAUUUAAUCAAGCAUGUCUUAGAGUAAAUCAUAGAUUUAACCUGAUAGUUGUUUCCUCAGCCUACAUCAGACAAAUGUCCUUUUGACCAUUAUUAUAUUAAGAUCGCCAGUGAAAAUGUUUUAGUUUUGUAAGACUAACAUUAUUUACUUAAAUGCAGUUUACUUCAGAUCACUUUAACCAUCUGAUCAAAAGUACUCUGGAUAGUUUGGGUUUUUUUAAAUAGCACAAACGCUUUAGUCAUACUCAAGAGAGAGAACGGGAGACAGACAAGUGGGUGUAGCAGAGCUGGUGGGUAAGCAGAAAAACGGAGAAGAGGAUGGGGGCAGAGGUCAGGCAGCGUGAGGCCAGCUGCUGAUCAUGACUACGCCCUCCUGUUCCUGCAGGAAAGACUGGAGCAAUGCCAGGGGCGUCAACAAAGCAUGUCGGCAGCAGCAUGUCAAUUACCUCAGUCUGCUGCUGCAGCUUUAAUUGCCAUCUGGCUCCACAGGCACAGAGGAAAUACUGUUGGGAAAAAGGCAAGGGUGGAUUUUAUAUUUGAUUCUCAAAAAACUACUAUGCUUAAAUAUCUAAAAUCUUGUACUUGAAUGCACAACAGCUUCUACUGAAAAAUACGGUAAACUCUAUUCAUUGGGGUGAAGUUUGUUAUUGCCAAAUUACAGCUGACACUAAAAACACCACUGAAGAUGCAACUCUAUGCUUUUAGCUAUGUAAAAAUGAUAAAGAAAAUAUACAGUAGUUCAAACCAGACCAACCAACCAGAAUCAAGAAGAAAGGCAAUUUAAGCAACUUUGGAUGUGGUGCCAGAUGGUCUGGUCUGAGUAAUUCAGAAACUGUUUAUUUACGGGGAUUUUCCCACACAACCAUCUGAAGAGUUUAUAGAGAAUGGUUAGAAAAAGAGAAAAUAUCCAGUGGCAGAAAUGCUUUGUUGAUAACAGACAUAAAAGGAACAUGAUUCAAGCUGAUGUGAAGGCAAGAUUAUCUCAAAUAUGUUGUUUCAACCAAGAUAUGCAGAAAAGCAUCUGUGAACAUGCAAGACAUCCAACUUUGAGUGGUGACAGUAACAAAAAACCACACUGUGCACCACUCACGUCAGCUAAGACAUGAGUCUUAGCUGACAUAAGUGGCACAGGGUCACCAACAGAGGACAGGAAAAACAUUGCCGGUUCUGAUGAGACUUGGUUUCUGCUGUAAGAUUCAGAUGGUAGGGUCAGAAUUUGGCAUAAACAACAUGAAAUCGUGGCUCAAUCCUACUUUCAGACUGCUUCUGGUAAUGUAAAGGCGUGGGCAAUUUCUGGGCGCAUGACGCCUAUUUCCAGCAGGAUAACAUCAAAUGGCCUGGAAUCUGAUGUGGCAGAAUG
Haplochromis burtoni (Burton's mouthbrooder) is the source of this 4907-nucleotide messenger RNA. It is a transcript of the gene sprtn, whose product is annotated as SprT-like N-terminal domain. Bases 531 to 2408 code for a protein of 625 amino acids. Gene Ontology annotation, biological process: DNA repair. Lineage: Eukaryota; Metazoa; Chordata; Actinopteri; Cichliformes; Cichlidae. Gene Ontology annotation, molecular function: metalloendopeptidase activity; polyubiquitin modification-dependent protein binding; single-stranded DNA binding. The record is from RefSeq and is a predicted model, not a curated record. Gene Ontology annotation, cellular component: nucleus. The transcript is spliced from 5 exons.